Glycine soja is the source of this 1027-nucleotide messenger RNA. Its product is annotated as succinate dehydrogenase assembly factor 2, mitochondrial-like. The record is from RefSeq and is a predicted model, not a curated record. Bases 191 to 724 code for a protein of 177 amino acids. Lineage: Eukaryota; Viridiplantae; Streptophyta; Magnoliopsida; Fabales; Fabaceae. Gene Ontology annotation, biological process: mitochondrial electron transport, succinate to ubiquinone; mitochondrial respiratory chain complex II assembly; tricarboxylic acid cycle. The transcript is spliced from 5 exons. Gene Ontology annotation, cellular component: mitochondrion.
GAGACCGGAUGCAGUACUCUCGUAGUUUGGAACUUUCGGAAGUCGCGCGUUGUAAUUAACCGCAACCCGAAACGGUGCACUGCAGUCUUGUCUACCAUCGGCGUUCACUGCUCUCCCAGAGAGAGGCGAGAGCCACUGAAACAAAACAACCAUCAAAUCAAGUUUAAAUUUCAGUUCUGUUCUGCUUCUAAUGGUAAUGGGGAGUUUCAGAAACGCUGCAAUCAACGUCUUCAGAGUGAUCAAUUCCAACAAAGCCACCAUCGCUGCUUCCACAAACCCCCUUCACACUCUCAGGUUUACCCCUUUCUCGUCCCACACUCAAAAUCAAACCCUGGAAAUCGAUUUAUCUAACGAAGAAAGCAAAAGACGCUUGUUUAACCAGCUAUUAUAUAGAAGCAAACAGCGAGGGUUCCUGGAACUGGAUUUGGUCCUCGGAAAAUGGGUUGAGGACAACAUUCACUCCUUGGAUGAAAUUCGGAUUAAGGCCCUCAUUCAUGUUCUCGACCUGGAGAAUCCAGAUUUAUGGAAGUGGAUAUCAGGACAGGAACAACCCCCAGAAUCAGUCAGCACAAACCCGGUCUUUGCUGCAGUGCGGGAAAGAGUUAUGAAAAACCUUGAUAAUCAUUCUGCUCCUGAAGUAAGAGCAACGCCUGGCCAACCAUGGGUAAGAGGCUGGGAUGAUAUCAAGAAAGGACAAGGUGGCCCUGUUUCUGGAAAUCAGUAGCUUGACAUUGAAUGAUCUUAUCAUCUAUUACAAUGAAGAAAAUGUGGUCCACCAUUGUUGACUUUGUAACUAUCAAUAACUAAAUAAGGGCUGGGUAACUGCAACUCAAAAAGGUUUGUAUUAGCUGCUAGAAAUCGGUAAAGGGAUUUAAACUGCAUGAUUUUGACUUUCUUGGAAUCUUUACUCUUCAUCUGUUUUAUAUCUAGUAAGUUUAUUGUUUAGUGAUUUAUUAAUGUGUUUUAAAUUUGUAUAGAAAUAAUUUGAAAGAAAUUGAUGAGUAAAAGAUUGGCAUAUGUUUGGAAA